Messenger RNA from Cladocopium goreaui, 3603 nucleotides. The record is from the annotation of a GenBank genome assembly. NCBI's taxonomy places the organism in Eukaryota, Dinophyceae, Suessiales, Symbiodiniaceae.
AUGAAAGCAGAAGUUGGAUCAAUGUCUGUGGACCUCUCGCCUUCCUCGCGUUCAGAUGCUUCUCAGGAUCAGCCCAAGAAAGGCGAAAAGACUCCUGUCGCUGCGCGGAUCCGUGCUUCGUUUACACCAAAUCUUUUCAGCUCUUUCGAGCAGUUUGACAAGUCACUGAAGAGAGUCGCAGCUCGUGCAGAUUCAGCCCACAGGAAGAGGAAGUACGCCAGCGUCAGACAAAAGGAUUCUUUGAAGGGAGCAAGAGAAGGGUGCUUGAAGCGUAUUGUGAAGCACUCGGGCUUUGACUUCUUCUUCGCCUUCGUUGUUCUCAGCAAUUCAAUCUUUAUAGGUGUGGAAGUACAGCUGGGUCUCGAAAUUCAGGGGUCACGACCGCUUGCCAUCUACAUCUUCCAGUACGCCUACACUUUCUUGUUUUCCGUGGAGCUCGGCUUGAGGCUUCUGGCUGACUGGCGCUUUUACCUGUGCGAUGAAUGGAUGUGGACAUGGUUGGACAUUUUUAUUGUUCUCAGCUCGUUGUGGGAGCUUGCCGUAGAUCUCAUCUAUGUCUGGAGCGGGAGCCAGGCAGCUGAGCCAGAGAGAUUCGCAGGGGUCAUCAACUUGAAAGCGCUCCGAGUGAUACGUGUCACUCGCAUCGUGAAGGCUGUUCGCCUGAUGCGGAUUUUCCGCUUUGUGAUGGCUCUAAGGACUCUGAUCACAUCGAUCCUUCAUACCUUGCAAUCUCUUUUUUGGGCUUUGGCACUUUUGGUGCUGAUUGUUUACGUCUUCGCAGUAUUAUUCGUGCAGGCAGUGCAAGAUCACAUCCUCAACCCGGACAACCCUGCUCUGCCCGAGAGAGAGAUGCUGGCGAGCCAGCGGUAUUUCUCCUCACUGCCGGACACCAUGUUGUUAGCAGCUUCUCCUGCGCCUCCAGCCACAGCAGAGUGGCACGGUCGCUGCGGGCUCGUCACGGGUGCCAGGCAGGACCUGGCCGCCAACCAUGACGUCAAUUACACCGGCCGCCCUGGAUUGAUUGUGGAAAAUGCCACAACUCAGUCUAACGGCCCCCCAGAGAUGACCCGCAACGGGAAAAAAUGGCAGCUGACAAUCGAUGUGCCUCGCAGCGGGCGGCAGAUUGCAGAUGCGCUGAGCGAAUAUGGCUCCGUGGAUGUGGUCACCCAAGAACUUCGUGACUUGUACACAAGCUUUGGUUUCACGAAAGGACUCACUUUGGUUUUGUCAGCUGAUGCAAUGAAUCAGCUUGGCAUCACACUGAGCAGGUGGCAGGUGGGAAAGACAGGAAUGGCAGAAACAAAGUUCAAGUUUGGUAGGGACUGGAUGGCGGAAGAACUGGUUGAUUUCCUCAAACAACAAGGACCAAGGAAGACAUGGGAUGAAAUUAAGGAUCAGCCUCCACAGACGGCCAACACGCGGGGGCGCCCCGCGAAGAGGCAGGCCAAAGAACCCGAUGAGCGACAUCGGUCCAGAUCUGCCGCUGAGAAGCCCGAAAAGGGCGAUGAAAAUAAGGACCCAAUGGAAGUCGAAAAAACGCAGUUGGACUCUCAGACUCAGCCUGAAGCGAUUGACAAGCAGAGUUCAAAGCCAACCUCGCAGUCUCUUGGUAAUUUGACGGAUGCCUUAACCCAAAACUGGACGCUGGCCGAUCAAGGUGGAUGCGGUGACUGUGGGUACCGGGCAUUAAUAGACAACUUUCAUUAUCAAACCACUGGUGAGACUCUUUCCAAAGAAGAAUGCAUCAAAAAUGCCAAUCUAUUUCGUACGGAAGUGGUACGACAUGUUCGCAAACAUCAAGAUAGGUACGAAAACCAUGUCAGAGGUGGGAAAGAGGCCUUUCCUGCCUUUUGUGACAAUGCGUUGAAGCAAACUCACUGGAUAUGUGGACUGCUGCUGCAAGCAGCAGCAGAGGUGAAAUCAUGCUGCAUAGUGGUGUGGAAUCAAAAAGAUGAAGUUCUGGAAAGAUUCACUUUCGCUCCUGAGUGGAGUCCACAGGGGAUGCCCAGAAUGAAAAAAGAAGCACCAAUCCUGGUGGUGUACAGAAACGACAAACAUUAUCAAUCCGUCCGACCACCCCAGGAUCAGGACGGCAUGACUAAGGUGCCCAAACACUGGGCGCGAGAGACAGCCAAACCCGAGGCCGAAGCACUUGGAGGCGCUGGACCAAGCGUUGGAGAAUCGCCUAAAACCCUGCACACGCUCUCCCCUGGCUCUUCCCAUGCUCCUUCGCUCCAUACUCUCCCCGCCUCCUCCUUUCGCGGAUCCUCGGGUGGGGGUGUGAUGAUCACGCGCGCGCCGUCCCUGCACUCCUUGGUUCCUUCCGCGUCUUCUCCUCCGCGUCUGCGCGCGGUUGUGCACGGCCAUGCGGCGGGUGGUGGUUCUUCGGGUGCCCUUGCGCGACCCCAUCCUCCGCGCUCCCCCUCUCUUCUUACCUUGGCUGCCUCCCCUCACUCCUGCGACCGGUCGGGUACUAAGGACAAAGGCGCAGUCAAAAAUGACAACACAGAAUGCGACUUUCGCCCUGACACUGCUCCAUAUCCUCGACACCUCAAGCGGCUGGAUGCUAAAUCACAGUCCCGACCUCGGAACUUCCUGAAAGUGGCAGAGCCUGGAGUUGCCCAGAAUGCGGGAAAGGCGGCGCAAGCUGCAGGGCACUUAGUUACUGAGGUCCUUCCGCCGGAUGCCAUGCGAAACCGCGAUAUUGACUACUAUAUCAGUAACCUUGAGCCCACUGAGGUCGAAACGCUUCCUGAUGUUGACUGGCAGAUGCUUUCGCAAACUUUUUUUCAAGCCCUAGUUUGUGCAGUCAGGGCUGCUGCCCCUGACAUGCUGCAGCGAGUGUCUCCGGCCUUACUGAGGAUUCUCAGGGAAUUUUGGGCCGAUAUUUGGAAUAGACGUCAAAUCUCUUGGGAUGAUAUUUGGGAUGAUUUGGUUACUCACACUCCACCACGCCCUGCUCCUGACAGCUGGCCAAGCCUCACACCGGAACAACUCCGUUCUGCCACCAAGUGUAGCCGCGGCAGUGCGCCGGGGCUUGACGGCUGGAGAGCUGAGGAACUUAGUUUGUUCAGUGACGAAAUGUGGCAGGAUGCCGGCUGUCCUCCAGAAACAGUUUCCACUUCCAUCACCUUGUUGGGAUUCCAGUUCAUGGGAGUGACCCAAAGAAAAGCCAAAGACCGAGAACUGACAAGACUCACUGAGGCCAAAGAAGUUCUUCGAAAAUGUAGGCUCAGAGAUGCUUGGCGAAUCAGAAAAUAUGAGGAAUUCUUGGAACUUGACCGACCAGCGCCACGACGACUAGAACCACCUCCAUUCUAUUCUGGCGAUCGCCUCUGGCCUGCGCUGCGGCUGCGGGCAAGUGCGGGCAGCGUCAUUGUCUACAUCAUCAUCAGAUUUCAGGUAGCAGCUUCUCCUGCGCCUCCAGCCACAGCAGAGUGGCACGGUCGCUGCGGGCUCGUCACGGGUGCCAGGCAGGAGAGAAAAUUAACGUGGCAUGGCCCACGUUUGUUGCAGAAGAAUUUGAAAAGAAAAAUACAAAAGAAAAAGAAAAAGAACAAAAGUCAAAAAAGGAAGACAAAAAGAACCAAUUCAAGAAUUUGA